Messenger RNA from Nestor notabilis (Kea), 774 nucleotides. RefSeq names its product zinc transporter SLC39A7-like. Gene Ontology annotation, biological process: zinc ion transmembrane transport; intracellular zinc ion homeostasis. The record is from RefSeq and is a predicted model, not a curated record. The annotation marks the transcript as partial. Gene Ontology annotation, molecular function: zinc ion transmembrane transporter activity. Lineage: Eukaryota; Metazoa; Chordata; Aves; Psittaciformes; Psittacidae. Gene Ontology annotation, cellular component: membrane. The transcript has 4 exons.
ACCUCUACCAUGGCCAUGGCCAUUCCCAUGAAGACCUCUACCAUGGCCAUGGCCAUUCCCAUGAGGAUCUCCACCAUAGCCAUGGUCACCCCCAUGAAGAUCUCCACCAUGGCCAUGGUCAUUCCCAUGCGGAUCUCCACCAUGGCCACAGCCAUUCCCAUGAAGACCUUCACCAUGGCCAUGGUCAUUCCCAUGAGGAUCUCCACCACCGCCAUGGUCACCCCCAUGAAGACCUCCACCAUGGCCACUCCUACAAGGAUCCACACCAUGGACAUGGUCACUCGCAUGAGAGCUUGUACCAUGGCCAUGGCCAUUCCCAUGAAGACCUCCACCACAGCCAUGGUCACCCGUAUGAAGACCCCCACCACAAGCCUGUGCCCCCAGCCCGGGACCCGGUGACGCUGUGGCUCCACACCAUGGCGGCCGUGGCCGUGAUCAGCAUCGCUCCGUAUCUCCUCCUGCUCCUCAUCCCGUUGGAUUCGGCCUCUCCGGAGCACCAGGGGCUCCUCAAGCUGCUCCUCAGCUUCGCUGCAGGGGGGUUGCUGGGAGAUGCCUUUCUCCACCUCAUCCCUCACGCCCUCGCUCCGCACGCGCCCGGUGGCCACGGCCACUCGCAUCAUGGCCAUGAGCACGGGCAGAUGCUGGCGGUGGGGAUGUGGGUCCUGGCCGGGAUCGUCACCUUCCUGGUGGUGGAGACCUUCGUGAGGCAUCUCAAGGGUGGACACGGGCAUGGACAUGGACAUGGACAUGGGCACGGACAUGGACAUGGACGUG